AUGCGCCCAGAACGGCAAUCAGUCUGCACACAGGUCCGGGCUGCGUGUGCAGAGGCCGAGUCAGGCGGGGGUACAGGCUUCGGACGAGAGCGUUGGGUGCAGCGCCCUGCGGCCCGUGGAGAGCCUGCGCCGGCGCUGGGACGGACGCUGGAACACGUGGCUGGAAUAACUCCGAUCUCUUUCCAUUUGCAGGAGACGCUGACAUCACACAACACGAAAAUGAUUUCGUCCUUAGUCAUUUCGCAGCUGAUCGAUGAGAACAAGCCCCAGGAGAAGGGGGCUGCCGUGCCCGCACUGUGCGCCGACGCUCAGCCGCCCACGUGGCCCGGGAAGCGCGCUCUGGCCAGUCGCAGCGGAGUCACCAUCAACAGGGCCUUCGCGUUCCUUCCCGGCCAGCUAGGACCUCAGCCACCGGCCGGGGUGCAAGGACCGGAGCCUGCGCUCACCCCCAAAGAGGAAAAGCAGCCGGGCGGCAGCCCCCAGAAGGGGUUUGCAUCCAUCACCAUCACGGCCCGGCGUGUGGGCCCCCCAGCCAGGGCCCUGGUGUGGGGCACCGGGGGGGACCCGCUGUGCAGCCGGUGCCGGGCCCAGGACCCUCAGCUCAGGGACCCCCCUGCUCUGGCCAGCGGCGCUGACCCAGGUCGGCACCACGGACCUCUCGCCUGCACGGAACCCUCCGGAAGCAGCCCUGUGAUGCGGCUGGGGUUCCCGGAGGCCCAUGCACGGCUGUGUGACGGACGCCAGUACUGGGUGGCCAGCGUGGACCGCGGGGAGGACAGGUUCUCCCCAGGCCGCCCGCGGUCGGGGCAGGGCCCGCUGCUGUUCAGCUCCUGUGUGCACCUCAGGGUGUCUCGGCGGUGCCCCAACGCCACCUGCUCUCCGGACAGGUCCCCCUCCGUCCCCAUGGAGCCAACUCAGCUGGCCGGCCCCCAAACGCACAGGGCCGUCCUGUCGCUCAACCUAAACUGCAGUUCUCACAGACGGACACCAGAUGGGGCAGACGGCCCAGCCACCGGAGGGCCAAUCAGCAGCAGCCUGAAGCCACAGCUGGCGGAGGUCUCCGGCCUCCAGGGCCCGCGCUGGGCCCCCGCCCUGCACCCCUCCUUGGGGCAGGUGCACUUGGGGGCUGGCACAUGCCCUUGGAGUGGCCCCCCUCCAACGGAAAGCACAGAACUUGCAGAUGCGGGGACUCGGCAGAUCACGGCGAGGAAAGGGAAGGGGGACCACGGGACUCCUCAUCACACCGGUGGUCACACCAGUGCUCACGCCAACCAGCUGUCCAUCCACAUUCCCGGCUGGAGCUACCGGGCAGGAGACGUCACCUGCUGCGACCUGGUGCUGCAGCUGAAGGAGUGCCAGACGCGGGAGGCCGCUGCCAUCCCCGGGCCCGAGCCCGCGCCGCCCGAGCCUGCGCUCGCCAAGGAGCCGGAGACCCCCGACCUGCGGGAGGGCUGCUCCGAGUGCCAGCAACCACCAGCCAGCCCCUCCUUGACCUUGCAGGAAGCACUGGAGGCCCGGAGGCCGCAGUUCAUCUCUCGCUCGCAAGAGCGGCUGAAGAAGCUGGAGCUCAUGGCGCAGCAGAGGCGGGCCCAGCGCCAGGAGAGCCGGGGCCGAAAGCCGGGCCCCCUUCCCGUCCGCGCCAGCAGAAGGCAGUUCACGCGUCCCCCAUCCGCUUACAAUGCCAGGAAGCGAUGCCGGAGAGCCCCGGGGACCUGUGGGCAGGGGGAUGAUAACUUGUUCAAACCCAAAGAAAGGUGCAUUUCGGAGAAGGAGAUGCACAUGCGAUCCAAGAGAAUCUACAACAACUUGCCGGAAGUCAGAAAGAAAAAGGAAGAACAGAAGAAAAGGGUGAUCUUACAGAGUAACAGACUCCGCGCGGAAGUCUUCAAAAAGCAAUUACUGGACCAGCUCCUUCAGCGGAACGCCGUCUAACCCAGGCUGCCUGCCGGCCCCUGCCCGGACCUGAAUGGCUCCAGCGCUGGACACACCAUUAAACAGCCCAUCUUCAUGGCGGCAAACACUGAUUUUUACUUGGGAUGAUUUUUUUAUUUUUAUUUUUUGCAUAAAGGAAAGCCCAGCUUCCCGAACUGCUGGCCCAAACAGGCAGGACCAAUGACACUUGAGGACGGGGCUCCGCAGACCAGGGGGCGUUCCGGUCACUACCCCGCCAGACCCCUUCUCCUUGUAUUUCCGAGCUUUCCCUUUUGCUUCUGACCCCCACCCCCUUCCUGUGCCCAUUCCCACCCGGCAGAAAGGCCUCGCUCACUCCUGGGGGCUCAGAUCCCAGGGGUUCUAUUUUUUUCAUCAAAUUUCCAAAUGCAUCACUUUUUACAAACCAGCCCCAGAUUCUGCCAGCUGUGCCAGCCCACGCCCGGGUCACCGUGUGGGGCCUCAGGGCCUCUGGACGCGGCGCUGGCAGCUCCGGAUAAGUGGGGGCUGCGCCAGGGGGCCGGGAGCCAGCGGCUCCCAUGACCUGGGACUCAGCCCUCUCCGCCCCCGCCCCACCCCGCACCUCCCCCUCAGCCAGAGCCUGUGUCCGUGGCUGCUGCCGGGCAGCUCACGGGAGGAAGCGCAGGGACCUCCGUGUCCUCGCAGCCGCACCCCUGGAACAGCCGAUGGCUGGACGCGGCGGGCUCCCCGCUCUUCCAACAUUUAUGUUUGUCAUUUAUCCACGUGUGUUUGGGGAGUUAAGAACUAACUAGUUUUUAUCGAAAGUGGAAAUAAAAUAAAUGCAGUUAUUACAAAAAUUCAA
This is a messenger RNA of Myotis lucifugus (little brown bat), 2752 nucleotides long. RefSeq names its product chromosome unknown C10orf90 homolog (gene CUNH10orf90). Gene Ontology annotation, cellular component: centrosome; cytosol; centriole. NCBI's taxonomy places the organism in Eukaryota, Metazoa, Chordata, Mammalia, Chiroptera, Vespertilionidae. Gene Ontology annotation, biological process: regulation of centriole replication. The record is from RefSeq and is a predicted model, not a curated record.